AUGUUUUCUUGCAAUUUUUCCAACCAGCUACCUCAGCGGCCACCGUCGUUGCCAUCACAACUCCAGCUGCCGUUAACCAUGAACUCUCGCGAGACACGAUCACGGGCCGAGACAAGGGCCAGGGUGAAGAGAGCGAAGGUUGCCAUGGUGGACAAGCAGAGCCUAGUGAAAGUUUUUUUCCUGAAUGAUGACCAACAAUGGGAAAUUCUAGGCAAGGGACAUGUCUCCACUAUUUAUGUGGAACACCUUCAGGGCAUGUGUCUGCUAGUUCGAUCUGAACCUAACGGCUUACAGAUCUUGGAGUCAAUGAUAAAUCCAGACACACCCUAUCAGAGACGACAAGGGACAUUAAUUGUUUGGUCUGAAGCUGAGAACCAUGGUAUGGCGAUAAGUUUCCCGGACGCAGCAAGUUGUCAUGAGAUAUGGAAAGACAUCUGCCAGGUUCAAGGUAAAGAUCCAUCUACCAAUAUCACACAUGACACCUUAGUUGAAUCCGAAGAUGAGACAUUGGAUGACAUGGCAGAGACUGAUGAAGUGCUUGAGCUGCCUAACUGUGAACUGGGUAAUCUUGACCAGAUUGCUCACUUAAUUGCCUCAGCUCUCACCUCAUCUCUGCGUAAGGAAAGGCUGGUUCUGUUAUUGGCAAAUGAGGACUUUAUUAAAAAUUUACUGCAAUUGUUCCACAUUUGUGAGGACCUGGAGGAUACUGAAAGCUUACAUGAUCUGCAUGACAUUGUUAAAGGGAUGUUAUUUCUCAACAAGGCAUCUCUGCUUGAGAUCCUCUUUUCUGAUAAGUAUAUCAUGGAUGUGGUGGGAUGCCUUGAAUAUGACCCUGCCUUGGCUCAGCCAAAAAGGCAUAGAGAAUUCUUAACCCAAAAAGUGAAGUUCAAAGAAGUUAUACCAAUAAUAGACCAUGAACUUCUGCAAAAAAUACAUCAGACAUACAGGGUACAGUACAUUCACGACAUCCUUUUUCCUAUCCCAUCUAUAUUUGAAGAGAAUUUUCUUUCUGCUCUUACAACUUUUAUUUUAUUAAACAAGGCUGCAAUAAUCAGUAUGCUGCAGGAAGAUGAUAAGUUUUUGUCCACCAUUUUUGCACAGUUAAGGGAUAAGACUACAGAUGAUGAUACACGGCGUGAACUGUUAUUUUUUUUCAAGGAAUUCUGUGCAUUUUCUCAGACAUUACAUUCUGAAAACAAGGAUGCACUAUUCAAAACAGUGACAGAACUGGGAAUUCUUCCUGCUCUUAAAAUUUUAAUGAGUAUGAAUGACUUGCAAAUAAGGUCAACUGCUACUGAUAUAUUUACUUAUCUGGUAGAGUAUAGUCCAUCCACGGUUCGAGAAUUUAUAAUAGAAGACCGACAUAGUGAAGACAGCAUCCUUUUCAUUAAUUUAGUAAUUCAACAAAUAUUCUGUGAUACUGACCCUGAGCUAGCAAGUGCUUUUCAUUUAAUGGGAAUUCUUCGUGCCCUGCUUGAUCCAAAUAACAUGACAACAUCAUCUAGUCACUGUGAAAAAAGUGAAUUUCUACAUUUCUUCUGUAAGCAUUGUAUGCAUAAUUUCUUAGCACCACUUUUGUCAACUACUUCAGAAUAUAUACGUGACAAGGAUAAUAUAGUUGGAUCUGACGAAAACAACAACUUGUGUGCUCUUCGUUUUAUGAGAAGGAUGAUUGGCCUUAGAGAUGAGCUUUUAAAUCGUUAUAUCAUCAAGGGAAAUUUUUUUGAGCCAGUUGUAAAUGCUCUUCUAAAGAAUGGAACUCGGUACAAUAUGUUGAAUUCAGCUAUUGUUGAACUGUUUGACUACAUAAGAACGGAAAACAUCAAAUCUCUUGUUGCCCAUAUAGUUGAAAAGUUUUAUGCAACACUUAAGUCAAUUGAAUAUGUUCAGACAUUCAAAGGAUUGAAGGUGAAAUAUGAGCAAGAGAAAGAGCGGCAAAAUCAAGUAGGGAAGAAUUUGUGUUCUGUAUUGUAUAGUAAAGUAUUUUGCAGAGGUUCCAGUGUCAUAGAGGAGGAGGAGGAAAUGAGUAUUAUUGAAAAUAUAAAGGAAGAAGCAGUUAAUCCACCACCGGAAAGUGAUUUUGAAGAUUAUUUUGAGACUAAAAAAACAAAAGAAAAUGAAGACAAGGUAGAUAUUCCCUCCAAAACAUCUUUUGAUGACUUCAAAUUUACUUCAUCCCAUUCUGCUGAUGCUGCUGAUGGAGCAAGUAACCCAAACCGCAGAAGCGUGAUUUGCUUAGUGGAUUAUUCAGAUGAUGAAGAAGAAGAGGAAGAUGAAACACCUCCCAGCAAAAGACCACAUCUUAGCCCAUAA
This is a messenger RNA of Dama dama (fallow deer), 2313 nucleotides long. RefSeq names its product serine/threonine-protein phosphatase 4 regulatory subunit 3B-like. Gene Ontology annotation, biological process: protein dephosphorylation; DNA damage response. The transcript has 2 exons. Bases 1 to 2313 code for a protein of 770 amino acids. Gene Ontology annotation, cellular component: protein phosphatase 4 complex; nucleoplasm. The record is from RefSeq and is a predicted model, not a curated record. Lineage: Eukaryota; Metazoa; Chordata; Mammalia; Artiodactyla; Cervidae. Gene Ontology annotation, molecular function: protein phosphatase activator activity.